CAGGGGCGGACUGACAACUCAUGGGGCCCCCGGGCAAUAGGGGAUCAUGGGGUCCCUGUGUCCUUGCCCAAACUCAAAAAAGCCUAUGAAAAAGGUACCAGGGGCAUCUCAUGGGGCCCCCUACUGACCCCGGGCCCUCGGCAGUGCCCGAGUUUCCAAAUGGUCAGUCCGCCCCUGCUCGCCACAUGAGGCUGGGCAUUGUCGUGCACCAGAAGGAACCCAGGACCCACUGCACCAGCGUAGGGUCUGACAAUGGGUCCAAGGAUUUCAUCCUGAUAUCUAAU
Staurois parvus is the source of this 284-nucleotide messenger RNA. The record is from the annotation of a GenBank genome assembly. Lineage: Eukaryota; Metazoa; Chordata; Amphibia; Anura; Ranidae.